Messenger RNA from Poecilia reticulata (guppy), 3020 nucleotides. Lineage: Eukaryota; Metazoa; Chordata; Actinopteri; Cyprinodontiformes; Poeciliidae. The record is from RefSeq and is a predicted model, not a curated record.
UAUUGGCAUUUUUCGAGAACUUAUCAGUUGUAAACAAAACACUGGAGAGAGAGAGAGAGAGAGUGGUGGGAGUUGAUAAGUAUUAAUAUGAUACAAUCAAAUAAUGAGUUUAAAUAGAAGCGAGUGUAUAUAGUUUUGUUUACUAUAAACACUCCAUUUCUAUUGCCUCUAGAUUAAAAUGUUUUUACGCUCUAACUACUAUACAGUGACUGAAAGUGAAACAGCAACUUACAUGAAAGAUGAGCUCUCUUUGUGGUUUUAUGCCAUCUGCCAGUGCAGGAUUCAGAGAUUAGACACGAUUUAAAAAACAUCUUUGUUGGCUCAAAAAUCAAAGCUACAUAUUUAGUCUGCUCACCAAGUCUAACAAAGUCCAACGGUUUGACAUUUUGCUUAAUGCAGAAUUACUGAGACCAGCACUCAACUAGACUCAAUCAGGAAACAUGUUGCUGUUGCAUGUGUGCAUCAGUGCCGGUGUUCUGCUGUGCCUCCCUCGGUGUACCACGGGUGUUUGCACCGAAGGGACACCCAAACAGUGUCAGGAAGCAGAUAUCGCCCCGGGCACCAAUCUGGCAGGCGAAGGCUUUGAUAUAACCGCCAUGGAGCGCAAAGGAGCCUUCGUGUUAAACAUGGAUGCAUGGCGGCGCAAGAAUAAAAAAUGCACCCUGUGCGUCAACCCCUUCAUGGAGAACAAGAAGCAGAAGCUGCCUCUGUCCGUGCUGGACUGGAGGGCCAAGCAGUCCUGCAACGCCAAGGUGUCGUCCAAGCUGCACAAAUCCAGCGAGUCUCUGGUCAGCUCCACUUCUACUUCCGUUGAGAACAACUGGAAAGUAGGCUUAGAGUUUCAGACAUUAAAAACGGGCGCGUCGUUGAUGUUGGCUGGAACCACCUCCAAAGUAGCCGAUUACUCCAUGGAGAAAACAAAGAACGACAAGUUCAGCUUCUCCAGCCUCGGCAUGUCCUGCGAGUACUACAGCUACCGAGUGUCGAACUCGGCCCGGCUGCACAGGGAAUUCAGCAAAGCGGUGAAUCAGCUUCCUCCGGUGUACAGCUCCGAAAGCAAGGCGCAGUUUUACAAACUCAUCGACAACUUCGGCACCCAUUACAUCAGCAAGGUGAAGUUGGGUGGAGAUGUUCAGUCUAUCACCAGCAUUCGUCAAUGUCAGGCCAGCCUGCAGGGCUUUAGUGCAGAGGAGGUGCAGAUGUGCCUGGAGGUGGAGGCGUCUGCAAGCUUCAGGGUCACAGUAAAAACUGAAUCAAAACACUGCAAGAAGGACGUAGAGAAAUCAGAGAGCAAGACGGCGUUUUCAAGCCUCUUCAGUGACAGGUUUACAGAAAUCAAAGGAGGCCAUACUACAGAGCCAGACCUCCUCUUCUCCGCUGAUAAAGACCCAUCGGCCUACAAGGAAUGGCUCAAGUCGAUUCCACAGAGCCCUGAUAUAAUCUCGUAUUCUCUGGGCGCUCUGCAUGAACUCCUGCCUCCUAAGUCACCAACAUGGUCCAACCUGCGCUCAGCCAUCUCCCAUUACAUCCUGGAGAAAGGUCUGGUGGUCAACUGCACCGAGCGUUGUAGAAAGGAUUCGAGGGAUCAGUGCGUCUGCCAGUGCCAAAACGAUCCGGCGGUGAACCAGGACUGCUGCCCGACGAGGAAGGGCAUGGUCCACCUGAUUGUAACCGCACAGAGGGCUACGGGUCUGUAUGGAGACUACUACACAUCCACAGACGGCUUUGUGAAAGUCAUUUACAAUAAAAAAGAAUACCGCUCACAAGUCAUCAACAAUAACAAUAACCCAAACUGGAAUAUGGUGGUUGAUCUGGGUUCGCAAGAUCUGUCUGUAGCAAACACAGUGAGAUUUGAAGUCUGGGACCAGGAUAACGGUUGGGAUGAUGACAGCUUGGGAUCUUGCGAGCCGCGUCUGCAAAACGGCAUCAAGCAGGACGUCUGCAACAUGAACCAUGGCCGGCUGUACUUCAAACUGGAGGUGAAAUGUGCUCCAAGUCUGACCGGUGCUUCAUGCUCAGAGUACCAACCUACACCGAUGAAUCAGAGCCUGAAGAAGCUUUACGUGUCGCGUCACGCCCAGCCUAUUCCCAAAGCCAUGCUGCUGGAGAUGGGAGUGUUUCUGAACGAGUCUGUGUCUGCAAAGUUAACCUUCAGGAAAAACCAGAAUAUUACUGCUAAAAGGCAAACAUAUUAUCUUAAAUAAGGCAAAUGUUCACCACUGCAAAAACACAAAAUUAUAACAACUACUUCUGGAAGAGUUUCUAGUGCAAAUAUCUUCGUACAUUUGAAAUAACAAAUCUAACUUAGUAACUUUUCUGCAAGAUAUUGGAGCUGGUUUUAAGUCAGUAAUUCCUGAAAUGUGACCUAUUAUUUUUCCUUGAACAGAUUAGGAUAGGCUAUGGACUACACAAAAUAUGUUCAUUAGAUUUUUUUGCACAAAAUCAUUCUUAGAUUUUAGUUUGUUCAGUUCAGAAUGAGCUGUUUCAUGGCCUCUUGUCACUUUAAGUCCAAAUAAGCUGCUGUUGGCCCCUCCUCCAAACUCAGUAUUUACACUCACACAUGAAAAUGGCUGCAAACAGAUGUGCAAUCAUAUAUUUUUGAAAAGCAGAAGUGAGGCCUCCUGCACAACCAACAGGAAAGUUGUUUCUGCACGUUAAGUCAACAUCAAAACACUUACCUUUUCCAACAGCCAUUGUACAGCACAUACAGUAGUAAAAUCAGCUGCCUAACCGUGGUGGAGCUCCACUCAGGUUGCUAGGUAACAGGUGGAAUUCUGCUGGGGUUGCUAGGUAACGGACCUGGGCUUCUGAUUUAUGACAUUAUUUUCCAGAGAUGUUUGAAAAGCCUCAAUUUCAAGACACAAAAAUCAUUAACUCAUUGUACAAAACUGGCCGAGUGGCCUGAGGUUUUUAGAAGCAACAAAGACCCAAAUGAAAGUUCAAAAAAGUACAUUGAGCAAAUUUUCACAUGGUACGUCCCGUUUAAUAUUGAUGGAAAAAGUACUAGUUCCACUGGCAGA